CCAUCCUACCACACAGAGGAAGCUGUGAAGCAGGGCAAUCUGGGAUAUGGAGUACUUUCCCGAGGCACAGUGGUAUGCCUAUUUGCGAGGACGUGAGAGAGGAAAGUCCUAACCCGAGACUACUGGAAAAAAUGAAGAGCAGCUUUCCGUGUCGUAUAGCUUUUGGUUUUAGGUUAGGACACAGUGUUGGACUCGUCCUGACGGUUCAGUGCCGUUUUGAACGUUGACGCUGAGGGAAAGUUGGGAGGAGUUUAAAAAUUCAAAGACGGGAAGAGCAGCUCUCUUCGUGCUGAGCAGUGUUAUCUUUACGGGGCAUAAACGGACGGACGGGCUUCAGCCGAGCUCGAACAGGUUUUGCCGGGGCUAGUUUUCGCCUCAAAGCUGAAUUAGUGCAGGGUGGGGUCUCUCCCAGAAGCAGGAAUGUAACACGGCGCGGACGCAGUCGGUGGAGAGGGGAAAAGGAGUAGUUCCACAGGGCAGAUAAAGUUGCUCAAACCGCCUUGUUAAAGACUCUAAGAUUGUGCCCUCGGUUCCAUCAUGGCCCAUCGUUCUCAGUGUUCUUCAGUGGGGGAUAACCCUCUGGAUCCCAAUUAUUUGCCACCACAUUAUAGGGAGGAGUACAGACUGGCUAUAGAUGCUCUGGUGGAGAACAACGUUGAUGGAUACUAUAACUUCCUGCAAAAUGCUAACGUUGUUGACUUCCUGUCAAGGCCAGAGAUUGAGCAUAUUAAAAAUACUGUGCAAUUGCCACAGAGUGUUGCAUCUGUACCAGAGCUGCCUUAUCGUGAACUGGAUCAGGAGGGAUCAUCAGAUACUUACUGGCCAUUACACUCUGACUUAGAUGCACCAGGUUUGGAUCUAGGUUGGCCACUGCGGCAACACAGUUUUGUAGGACCUACUGAGGUCACAACACUGGUAAACCCCUCAGACCCUGAAAUGCCCAGCAUCAAGGAGCAAGCCCGACGGCUUAUCAAAAACGCCCAGCAGGUCAUUGCAGUGGUAAUGGAUAUGUUUACAGAUGUUGAUAUCUUUGCUGAUCUGCUUGAUGCUGCUGCACGUCAUGUGCCUAUUUAUAUUCUUCUGGAUGAACAAAAUGCUCAUCACUUUAUUGCCAUGGUGACCAGCUAUAAGGUUAACUUGGAUAUGAUUCAUAUGAUGCGGGUGAGGACUGUGGCUGGCAUCACAUAUUUUUGUCGCACAGGGAAGUCAUUUAAAGGACAGGUGAUGGAUCGUUUCCUUCUAGUUGAUUGCAGAGCAGUACUCAGCGGAAACUACAGUUUCAUGUGGUCUUUUGAAAAGAUACACCGCUGCAUAGCUCACCUCUUUCUUGGAGAACUUGUGGCCACUUUUGAUGAGGAGUUCCGUAUUCUCUUUGCACAGUCACAGCCCCUUGUUGUUGAAAAUGCUUUAGUACCUAUGCCAACGGAUAGCACUAGUAGUUACUUAACCAAUCAGUUUGGGUUAAAAAGGACACAGUCACUGAGGAAUCCCAUAGGAUUUCUUCGCCAGUCUGAGCUUUCGGCAUACUCAUUUGGAGAUCGCGUUGAUGCUGCAUUGCCAUUCCGAAGGGAUGACCAGUUCCGCCAUACCAUUGAUCCUGGAGGUGCUGCUAUGCAGGUCAGCAAAUUUGCUUCACAUCAGUUCAGAAUGCAGCAGUCUUUCUUGGAGCAAGGCCGGUCAAUGAUUGCUUCACGACAACUAGAGACGAAUGCCUAUAAAAGGCACAGCUAUGCUGAAGGUACCCGUGAGAGCUACUCAUCUUCUCGACAAUACAUGAAACACCGUGUCAUGAACAACUUAGAGGAGAUGGAAGCACACUACCAGAGAGAUCAACAUAUCUAUCAAGGUGAGGGUACAGGACCAGAACCUGGGCAUGGACGAUAUGAUCCCCUUCGGGGCUAUGGUCUUCCUCAGUUAGAUCAAUACUCUGACCCUAUGUAUCCACCUGAAUUAGAACCACCAGGAAGUCACAACAUAUUAUCCUCCGAAGACCUCAGACAUGAUCCAGGAAACAAGCAUCAAGUUAUGGCUCACUAUGGACCACCAAACCAGAAAAGGCCCACUUUAGGCCAAGCGUAUGCUUGUCAGAGCUCACCGACUCAACUCCAUCCUCCAGACCACAAACAAAUGUUCUCCACUGGAGAGCAGGGAAAACAAUCCCAAGACCCCAGUUUGAAGCAGGGAUUACGGAGCUGGAGAAUCAAUUCCUACCUUAGUGCUUAUGAAGAUGCUGGGGAAGAGGGCUUACAACAGCCUAUGAGCACAGAUGCUUUUGAAGAGCCACAACAGCAGGCUGAAAGCAGACAAUACCUUCCAGAGGUACCAGGGAUUCACAUCAGCUCACGUGAAUUGACUAAUAUUCAAAGUAAACCUAAACUUGAUUUUCAGCCUCGCUUUGGUAAACCAGUUUUGCCAGAGAGGGACAAAGAAAGAGAUGUUAGCGCUGGAACAGAUUCUCAAAUGAAACCUGCUAUUUCAGCUACAUCACUGACAUCAGUAGGAACAGAUAGUGAAAAGGAGACAGAUACAAAGGAACCAAGGGAAAUUAGCAUCACCAAGCAUGAAUCAUUCAGAAGCCGUAUCAAUCCAAUGCUGCAAAGGAGCUCACGGCUACGGUCCUCCCUUAUCUUCAGUUCCUCUAAGCUAGAGCAACACAGCUCCACACUGGUUAAGCCUGGAGGGAAGCUACAAGAGGAUGACGAAAACAAUUCGAUCAGAACUUCUUCAAUUGUAGCAGAGAUUUUGGAAAAAAGAAGGUCACUAUCUAGAGAGCCUUUUGAUUGGAAUAAGCAUAAAAAGAUAGAUGAAAAUGUCAGUAAAGGCUUGGUAGCAGGAGAGCUUACUUGUAAACCAGAGGAAGAACCUGCCAGUGACACAAAAGACAAUGUGGUGGAACCUAAGGAUCCUGUAUUUGUGGACCGUGACAGUACACUGCAAACAGAGCCUUCCAUGCCAAAACUGACAACCCUCUCUCUGAAUGUGAAUGAUCCAGCAAGCCGACUUCAGUACUUCAAAGAACUUUCUGCAAAGAGAGGGGACUCAAAAACAGGAUCAGAGUCGGUCAUCAAAAGUCAAGAGCUGCCGCCAAAAAAGCCAGACGUAUCUGAUACCCCACCAAGUACAACAGCCACAGUUACAGCUGUAUCUGUUUCCUUUGCAGAACCCACCCCAACAACAUCUGUCAUGAAAACAGAUCCUGCUGCAAAGCCCCCAGUCAUCACAACAAAAUCUAAACCAUCUGAGCUCAGUGUAGACAAACUACACAGCGAUGAGUCCACAGAAGCAGCAAAGAAAGAGACAACUAAGGAACCAAAGUCGCUAAAGCCUUUUCCUUCACCAAAGUUCUUUAAAAAAGAUACACUGAAACCUUUCAAAGCUUCUCAUUCACGUCGCACCUCAUGUGGUGAAGAUCUUCUCACAGAUGCAACAGAUGCUGAAAAGAGUGAACUUAAGAAGUCACGAAGCCUCAGCUCAUCAAGCAUGACACGCACAGAGUCCAAAGAAAGUUUAAAUCGACACAGUUCCAACACAUCCCUCAACACUGUAGGCACAGAAGGCAAAGACACUAAGGCUCUUGAUUUCCUCAAGAAGCAAACACAGAGACUAAAGGGCAUUCUUGGGCCCAAAGGAGAUAAAAAGAAUGCAGGCAUUUCGAGCACUGUAGAGGACAAGCAAAUGAAAACGGUUCCAGAAAUGGUGGAGGAGCCUUCACCCAAAGGGAAAGAAACAGAGCCUGAAGUGAUGUCAACAUCAACUGCUGAAAAUCCCAAACCUAUAAAUAAACCCAGCCAAUCUCGCUAUCAGUCUUCUACCUCGACUGUGCUAUUCAGCAGCAACCUCAGGGAUGACACUAAGGUAAUCCUUGAGCAGAUUUCUGCAAACAGCCAGAAGAACCGACAGGAACUGACCAAGCAGGCUGAAGAGUGUCGAAGUGGUGAAGGAGAAAAUGGAGAUCAUGUUUCUGACCGUGACUCAGCCCAGCAAUACCAGAGCCGGAACCGGUUUGGCCGAACUCCGGUCAACCCUCAGGAGCGAGACAGUCUGCUGAAAAGAAUAGAGAGUAUGCGCAAGGAGAAGAAGGUCUACAGUCGCUUUGAGAUGGGGAAUAACCUUGGAUAACAAAACUUGGCGGAGGGACAUACAGUCUGCGAAAAGAUCUGAGACCUCACAAAACUGCCAGUCACUGAUGUGAAAAAGACAUAAAACGCAUAAACAGACCAAGGAAACUGCACAACCUCAAAUAUGAGGAGUCUCACUGAAGCAGGAGGAAUAUUCCUCAGACUGUGCCAAUCUGAGCCCACAGUCAACUCACUCUGCCCUUAUAAGGCAUCAGCACGCAUUGCCUUAUAAUAGAAUCAAACCUUACCCUGCUGGAUAGACCAACACACAACAACAGGCCAAACAAGUGUUAGAAUGUUGAGAGGCUGCUCCUAACUGCACUUUUUUUACUGGACCAAUUCUUCCUUGGAGAUGUUUGUUUAUAUGGUAUGUGCAUUUGUCAGAACUCUGUGUUAGUGAGUUGUCAAUAUUGCGCCAUUCUCAAGUGUGGUAAAGUGAACCGACAUGCCUAGACAGAAGUUUAAGCAUGGCAUGCAAGAAACAGAAAAUUAUACACUCUCCAAGUCAUGUCACACUGCAACCACACCUGUGGUUUAGCUGUGCCAAUGGAAUACGGAGAUUAAAGAGACAGGGUUGGUUAAAAAACCAGAGUUGGUUUAGAACAAAACAUCAAUUUGAGUGAAACUAAACAACGUUAGAAUGUAGAGUUGGAUGGUAUGAGAGAGGUAGAACAGACUGGGUGUGAGUGGAAAAUGUCAAAGCAACAGACUGACAGAAUGAGGAACAGGAAAAUGUGUGGGACAAAGAAAGUAGUUUUAAGGUUUGUUAACAACUAUGAAGGUCAAUAUUAAGAUGGAAUUCAAGAGUGUGUUCAUAAAUAAAGCUAAUGUAGGAGAGACAUGUUCUUACCCUCAAAUUCAACAAAAUUUAAGAAACAUGACAUUUACAGCUGGAGCAUUCAGGACCUACAUCAUGCUCCAUAAGUACUUGGACAGUGAAGUAAUUAAUAAUUCAUUUUAGGAUUAUAACACUUUUUGACUUUACUGUCAUAGUACUCAUAGAGGAUGUAGGAUUAGACGUUAACAUUCAAAGUUAACUAUGUCAUUACAAAGAGAUUUUGUAAAGGAUGGCUAGUUGGUAAAUACUCUCAGGACUGGGCUUAGGCUCUAUUAUUUCAGUGCAAAGCUAUAAUUAUAGUACCAGACAGACUGGUAUUACUUAAGACCAAAGAACUCUCAGAGUAUCCAACCAGUUGCUGUAAUACAUUAAAUAUUUGACUAAGAAGUAUGAUCAAAUUUGAUUACUUUUAAUAUGUUGAUUACUGAUGUGAGAAGAGUGAGACAGUUUUGUCAUCUUUGAAGAACUUUGGAGAAAUUCAGUCAAACAUUCAGUACAUUUUGUAUUAUAUCAACAAAUAAAAACAAUUCUGAAUAGA
Pygocentrus nattereri (red-bellied piranha) is the source of this 5494-nucleotide messenger RNA. RefSeq names its product family with sequence similarity 83 member Hb (gene sack1hb). Gene Ontology annotation, molecular function: keratin filament binding. Gene Ontology annotation, cellular component: keratin filament. Gene Ontology annotation, biological process: intermediate filament cytoskeleton organization; positive regulation of cell migration; protein localization to cytoskeleton. The record is from RefSeq and is a predicted model, not a curated record. The transcript is spliced from 6 exons. Lineage: Eukaryota; Metazoa; Chordata; Actinopteri; Characiformes; Serrasalmidae. Bases 538 to 4119 code for a protein of 1193 amino acids.